Messenger RNA from Eremothecium sinecaudum, 591 nucleotides. It is a transcript of the gene PAM17, whose product is annotated as Pam17p. Bases 1 to 591 code for a protein of 196 amino acids. Lineage: Eukaryota; Fungi; Ascomycota; Saccharomycetes; Saccharomycetales; Saccharomycetaceae. The record is from RefSeq and is a predicted model, not a curated record. Gene Ontology annotation, cellular component: PAM complex, Tim23 associated import motor. The transcript has a single exon. Gene Ontology annotation, biological process: protein import into mitochondrial matrix.
AUGAACGCUCUUACUAUUAUCCGCCCAAGUACAUUUAGGUUAGUCGGCAUAAGAGCUUUCAGCUCAGUUCCCAUUGCUAAUCAGGGGCAAGGAUCAACUCUAUCGAACAAAAAAUUUGCCGCUACAAAAGACUCUAGCGCUCUAACAUGGGAAGAAUUCUUCAAGUUAAGAAAGCAGGAGAACAGAAUCAACACUGGUAGCUCCCUCUUUACUGCAUUCGUUGGUACUAAUCUUUCAUGGGUUUACUUGUCUACUAUGCAAAUUGACCCAACACAAAUGAUCUUCGGUUUUGAUCCAUUAUUAGUUAUCUGUGCAGGUCUAUUUGCAUCCGGUGGUCUUGGGUAUCUCUUUGGGCCUUUGUUGGGCUCAGGUAUAUUUAAACUCAAGAACAAGCAAAUCUUGGAGUCCUACACUACGAAAAAUAAGGAUUUCCUAAAACAUAUAAAGAAGAACCGUGUCGAUGCAUCUUCGCAAAGCUUCAGCAACCCAGUUCCCGACUACUACGGUGAGAAAAUUGGCUCUUUGAAGGAGUACAGGCAAUGGCUAAAAGACUGUCAAUCUCACAGAAGAAAAGCAAAGGAAUUCUUGUAA